UAGGAACGCAGGAACCCUCUUCGGCCGAAUUUGCAGUGAUGUCAACGUGUCCGCGGCAGUGGCGACUACCCCAAUCAACAAUUUGCCGCACUCCGAAAGUCAAAAACGAACACCCGGGCAUCUUCCGCUGAAGUUGAAAGACCGGAGGCCAGAUUGACUCGGCCAUAUCGCGGAUUGCCGCCGAUGAGAAGUAUCAUGAUUGGUCUUUUACUUCGAUCUCUGAUCCGUUGUAGGUCAUCCUGUUCCUCUUCCAGUAUAUCCCCCGGUACCCCAGGGACGACUCAAACGACUCCGCUUCAUCUCGGCUCCGCUACUACAUCUGGCGUAACCAGACGGCCGGGUCCGGAACCAGACUAUUUCGGCCGUAAGUGUCUGACACUCUUAGAUUCCUCCAUCUCUGUCUUGCGUAUUGACGGCCUUGUUGGGUCACGAGGCUCGUCAAACUGAGCCGCCUACAUCACCACGUUGCCAAUGCUCAAUGUGAGAUUUGCAGCGUAA
Messenger RNA from Aspergillus neoniger CBS 115656, 498 nucleotides. RefSeq lists its product as uncharacterized. Bases 184 to 447 code for a protein of 87 amino acids. The record is from RefSeq and is a predicted model, not a curated record. NCBI's taxonomy places the organism in Eukaryota, Fungi, Ascomycota, Eurotiomycetes, Eurotiales, Aspergillaceae. The transcript has a single exon.